UCUAUCCGUUCGGUUCUCUUUCACUUCACACUUACAGCCUUCACUGACAACGUACAUUUUCUCGUAAGAUGUGAUGAUCGGCAGCAUCCGUGUAUCGAUAUGCUCGUCGCUGAUUGAUAUUAACUUUGCACAGGAAUAUGGCAACGAAGGUUGUAUAUUUUACAGUGGAUGGAAAGCCCGAACAGGCUGAAUUCAGGUCGGACGACACGGCAGAUGAAUUGAAAGACACAUUUCGGGCAGCUGCUGAGGCGAACAGUGAUGACAUUCUGAAGCUAUAUAACACCAAGGGUAACCUUAUAAACAUCUCGCCCAAGUUACCCGAGAACACCCCCGACACCAGAUACAAACUGGAAGUGGUUGCCCUCCACUGUAAUGACAAUGUCUUGGCAACGCAGUUUGGGGUAGUGAUCAAGGAUUUGGAAUCCAGGAUAGAAAUGUUGGAGAAGAAAGUCUUUGUGGAAAAUGGUGAAAUUCCUCCUGUGGUAGGAGAGCUAAAACACAAAGUGGAGCACUUGCGGGAGAAAUUGGAAGGUGUAGACCAUUUGAGUUGGUUAGGACUCUUCAAAGAUAUCUCCUGCGGGACAUCACUCAAACCAUUCUGGGACAAAACCCAGUCCAUAAAAAAAACCGAAGAACACAACAGAAUGGUCUUUGAAAAGUUCAAGAAGAUCAGUCAAGUCCAGGUAACAGAUGAGGUGAGGGAGUAUCUACGGAAGCCCACCUUUGAUAACUGGCAAUGGGACGAUCCAGAAAUGAUCAUCUUGUUGCGGCAAAUGUACAUAGACCUAGAUCUCGUCUCAAAGUUUAACAUAGAGAUGAAUGUAUUACACCAAUGGCUGUAUGAGAUAUACAAGAACUACAAUCAAGUGCCUUUUCAUAAUUUCAAACACUGUUUUAUGGUAGCCCAAAUGAUGUAUGGGUUGACCUGGCUAAUUGACCUCAGAUCAGUGCUAGAUGAUGUUGAUAUUUUCAUACUACUCACCUCUGCAAUAUGUCAUGAUUUGGAUCAUCCAGGGUACAACAAUGCAUAUCAAAUAAAUGCCAAGACGGAACUGGCGCUGAGAUACAAUGAUAUUUCUCCUCUGGAGAACCACCACUGCUUCGUCGCUUUUGAAAUUCUCCAGAAAAGCCAUUGUAAUAUUCUACGCAAUGUCUCCAAAGAAGAUUACAAAAGGAUACGAGAAGGAAUGAUCCGGUGUAUUUUAGCAACAGAUAUGGCCAAACAUAACGAAAUACUCAAUAAUUUCAAAUCAGUCAUGAAAAACUUUGACUUCAAGAGUCAGGAACACAAAUCUUUGCUGAUGAUGAUACUCAUGAAAGUGGCGGAUAUUUCAAACGAGGCUCGACCUUUAGGAGUCGCUGAACCUUGGCUGGAUUGUUUGCUUUCAGAAUUUUUUAAUCAGAGUGACAUGGAGAAACUGGAAGGCUUACCCGUGGCGCCAUUCAUGGACAGAGAUAAAGUGACCAAGUCUUCUUCCCAGAUAGGGUUUAUCAAGUUUGCACUGCUUCCCUUGUUUGAGGCUUUGAGAGAGCUCUUCCCUGUGAUUGAGAAAGACAUUAUUCAACCAGUGAGAGCCGCUCUUGAAUACUACACAGACAUGCAGAAAGCAUUAGAAGAGGAGAAAAAGAAAGGGAGAGAGGCAGCUAAACAGAGAAUGGACAAAGACGUCAUCAAGAGCAAGAUACAGACUUGAUGAUUGUUCUUAUAAGCUUAUAAGGGUAACUUGCUGACUAACCGAUGUGUAGAAUUUCAAAGAGAAAAGUAGUCAAACAAAUGAAAUUAUUCAUACUCAUCAAUUACCUCAAAAUUUUUCGAGUACUUUAUGUACUAAAGUGAAUUCAACUGCUGUGACAAAAAUGAAGGAGGAGAUUUUUAUUGAUGUAAUGAUUUAGCAUAGUUAUUCUUAUGUUGGACUGUAAAUAAGUGAUAUCCAUGAGUUGGAAUCAAUGUAGAGAAGUGAGAUUUAUCAAUUAACCAAAUAAUUCACAGAAAUACUAGUAUUUGCAGCUUCUUUGUUGUAAAAUGGCUAAAAUGGUUCUUGCAAUUAAAAAAUAAACCCAAGCAGCUUGUAAAUCUCCAAGCAAUUAUUGUUUUGUUCAGAGAUGUUGUUUGCUGGUUAACAUGACUUUAUAUGGUAAUUUCUAGUGAGAAAUUUGUGUUCUCUAUCAGUGCAAACACAAAUUUCUUCAUUUAUUUUUUUCCUUCUUAAUUGGUCUACACAUUGACAUUGUUUUGAACAUUUAUUAUAUAUGUACUGUUUUUUUAUUAUUGCUGAAAUGGCUUUAACAAUGCCCUGUAGUUUUUACAUGCUCCAAAAAUAUUCUUCCAAUGUGUUCAAAACAUGUUUCUAUUUUUCAUUUCCCAUUUUUUAUAUGGAUGUCUAUCAACAGUUAUUUUUGAAUAUUUCAGGAUGAUCUUAUUUUUUAAACUCAAAAUUUGCAAUAUGUACAUAUUUUGCAUGAUUGAAUUCUUGCAUGUUUACAGAUUUGAUUUGACACACUCAGAAUGUAACAUGGCUCUAAUUUUUUUUUCAUUAGGCAUGUGUAUUGUUUUUUCAUGUCACAAGUUUUGGUGUUUUAGAUUUUUUUAUGAACAUUUUUCAAAAUGAAUCUCAAAUCAAAUCUUUUGAUUAAUUUUUGAAUAAUAGAUAAAAGCGUUUGUUUAUUUAACUAAAUACAUAAAAUAUUAGCCAUGAAAGGUUUCAUCAUGUAAUUAAGAAGUCAUCAUUUCAAUUAAAAUUUUUUUUUAACAAAGUCAAAAGCAAAAUGUUUCAACUGCUAAGCUUUUCUGUUGACCAAAUACAUUUUUUUUCUAUAAUCUAAAUGUGUUCUCUUCAAACACACAGUUUUCUGUUCUAUUUUUUUGAUUGUAUGGAGAUUUCUGGAACUGUUGAGGAGAUAUUGGUAGCAUAAAUGUGAUAUCUGGCAAUUUAGUUGUGUUUCACACAUUUAUAUCGUAGAUUUUAUAUUAUUUAUACUUAAUUAUCCGGUAAUAGCAUAUUUUGUUUUUUUUUCUUUGAAUAAAGAAUCUGUUUAUUGUUAGAA
Molecule: messenger RNA, 3045 nt
Organism: Magallana angulata
Lineage: Eukaryota; Metazoa; Mollusca; Bivalvia; Ostreida; Ostreidae
Product: high affinity cGMP-specific 3',5'-cyclic phosphodiesterase 9A-like
Exons: 13
Coding region: 138-1694 (518 amino acids)
Biological process (GO): cGMP catabolic process
Molecular function (GO): 3',5'-cyclic-GMP phosphodiesterase activity
Source: RefSeq, a predicted model, not a curated record